AUUGAAGUUCUUUUAUUAGAUAUCAAGAAACACUUUCACAUCAUUUUUAUGUUUGCUCAUGCCGAUAAGCAACCAUCACGCACCCCAAAUUAAAGCAUAAGGUUCUAAACUCGACCUUACAGGAGAAGUGGCCAUCCCAAACACGAUCUGAAACACGUUAAAGAACUUUUAAGACAACACAACAAGAGUCGAAAUUACGAUGCGACCCCAGGCAACUAGCAAAGUUUUCGUAGAAGGUGAUCCUGCUGACCAUCUGCGGUAGAAUGCGUUAGUUUACAUAAUUCGUUUUUGCUGUGUGCAUGCAUGCAUUAUGAGAAUGCGGGGAAUUAAACAGCGCCGGCGCGAAAUGCCCUGUUUAUCAACUUGAGCGGAAUGCAUUACUGUUGAAAAAAUUUCUGCACAGUGAAUUACAUAGAAACCAUAUAAAUCAGUGGCGAAUUGGGAGGUGCUGCAGGACAAGCAGUGGGUGGAGGGCGAAGCAGUAGUUUCUGUCUUAAUGGGCCUUGUCUGAGAGCGCGCAGAUAAGACUGGCCGUGUCAGAACCAGCUCAUCAUCCAGUAACUCUUUUCGUAUUUAUUUCCCUCGACCACUGUACUACAACAUUGCGUAUAUAUGUAUAUUUGUCCUCCUCUUAUAAACCAACAUUCAAACACUUAUUAAAUUUAUCUUCCCCUUCUGGUCCUCCCAAGUAACCCAAGACAAUGGCCUGCUGCCGCUUCCUCGUCGUCGUCGUCGUCGUCGAUGUCUUCGUCCUUCUCCUCCUCGCCCCAAACUCCUCCACCUCUCUCCCGUCGCCGCGCGCGGGGCCGGGCCUCGAGUGCCUCCCGGGCGCGCCCUCCUCCGGCGAGGGCGAGCUCGUCCGCGCGGCGCUCAACGCCACGGCGCGCCGCGUUGGCCACGCGCUGUACGGCGCCGCCUCCGCGCUCGUCGGCGGCGGAGCCGGGCCCGCCGACGCUCUCGCCCGCGCGGCCGCCGAGGACUGCGUGGAGCUCCUGGGCGACUCCCUCGCCCUCCUCUCCCGCUCCCUCCUCUCCCUCUCCCUCUCCCGCUCCCGCUCCCGCUCCCGCCCCGCCUCCGACGACGUCCGCACGUGGCUCAGCGCCGCGCUCACCAACCAGGACACGUGCGAGGAGGGCCUCGACGCGAUCCGAGACCGCCGCACCAGGAUCCAGCUCCAAGCCCACUUCAUCGACCUCCGCACUCUGCUCAGCAGCGCGCUCGCCGUCUUCGCCGCCGCCGGCGACAGCGGCGAAUUCUCGGGAAUUCCCAUCCAAGACAAGAAGAAGGCGAAGCGAGUGCUACUACGAGCAGCAAACACCGACGACGACGGUCGUAAAUCCCGAUUCCGAUUCCCGGAGUGGGUGACAAGGAAGGACCGCCGGCUGCUCCAGUCGCCGGGGGCGGACAUAAAGGCGGACAUGGUGGUGGACAGCAGCGGCGGCGGGGGCGGGAACGGGACGUUCGCGAGGAUCUCGGACGCGGUGGAGGCGGCGCCGGAGAACAGCGAGCAGCGAAUCGUGAUCUACGUGAAGGCCGGAACCUACUACGAGAACGUGAAGGUCGGGAGGAAGAAGACGAAUCUCAUGUUUGUCGGCGAUGGCAAGGGCGAGACCAUCGUCGCCGCCGGCCGCAGCUUCGCCGACAACUACACCACCUACCGCACCGCCACCUUUGCUGCGACGGGAGCAGGGUUUAUAAUGAAGGACAUGACGGUCGAGAACUGGGCGGGACCGGAGAAGCACCAGGCAGUGGCGCUCCGCGUCGGCGCCGACCAAGCGGUAGUAUACCGCUGCAAUAUCAUCGGGUACCAGGACACGCUAUACGUCCACUCCCAGCGGCAGUUCUUUCGCGAGUGCGACAUAUACGGCACCGUCGACUUCAUCUUCGGCAACGCCGCUGUAGUUCUUCAGAACUGUAGUAUAUGGGCUCGCAAACCCUUACCGAUGCAGAAGAACACAGUCACGGCGCAAAACCGAAAGGACCCGAAUCAGAACACCGGCAUCUCAAUCCACGCCUGCCGCGUCGAGGCCACGCCGGACCUCGAACCUGUGAAAUCGUCUUAUCCGACCUACUUGGGCCGGCCGUGGAAGCUGUAUUCGAGGACGGUGUACAUGCAGUCCUACAUGGGGGAUCACAUCCACCCGGCCGGGUGGCUCGAAUGGAACGCGACGUUCGCGCUGGAUACGCUGUACUACGGCGAGUACAUGAACUACGGGCCCGGCGCGGCGCUCGCGAACAGAGUGACAUGGCCCGGGUACAGAGUGAUCACGUCGCCGGAGGAAGCGAAUAAGUUCACGGUGGCGCAGUUCAUCUACGGCUCCUCUUGGUUGCCCUCCACAGGGGUGUCGUUCUUGGCUGGGCUGUCCGAGUGAAAGCACUAUGUUGGAUCUUUUGUAAUUACUUUUACCUGUCUUUUGUAAUUUGUACUCUUUCAAUUUUUAUUUAUUUCAUUUACUUUAGUUAACCUUAUUAGUUAUAUAAAUCAAUACAACUUUGAAUGAUAUAUGGCAUUUCU
This is a messenger RNA of Ananas comosus (pineapple), 2515 nucleotides long. Its product is annotated as pectinesterase-like. Gene Ontology annotation, biological process: cell wall modification. NCBI's taxonomy places the organism in Eukaryota, Viridiplantae, Streptophyta, Magnoliopsida, Poales, Bromeliaceae. The transcript is spliced from 2 exons. The coding region runs from base 702 to 2372 and encodes 556 amino acids. Gene Ontology annotation, molecular function: pectinesterase activity; pectinesterase inhibitor activity. The record is from RefSeq and is a predicted model, not a curated record.